Messenger RNA from Parnassius apollo (apollo), 321 nucleotides. NCBI's taxonomy places the organism in Eukaryota, Metazoa, Arthropoda, Insecta, Lepidoptera, Papilionidae. The record is from the annotation of a GenBank genome assembly.
AUGACGUUUGCUGGGACAAAUGUUAUUUUGUCCCAGCCGGAUAUAUCACAAAAACUGACGGAGCGUAUAGACGACCUGAAGCAGAGAAUCGCUGCUUGGGGAAAGCGGAUUCGGCGAUAUACCGAGAGGUCGACACAGUUCAACCAGAAUCGUCUCUUCCAGAGUGAUCAGAAGAGGCUCUACAAAUCAUUGGAGCGACCAAAGGUAUGUGGAACGGGCCCAGUACCGGAUCAGGCCAAUACUGUCGCAUUCUGGCGUGGCCUGAGUUCAGGACCCGUAAACCACAGCGAGGGCCCUAGGACGGAAACGAUGGUGAGUUAG